Molecule: messenger RNA, 1618 nt
Organism: Hyla sarda
Lineage: Eukaryota; Metazoa; Chordata; Amphibia; Anura; Hylidae
Gene: MFAP3
Product: microfibril associated protein 3
Exons: 3
Coding region: 261-1340 (359 amino acids)
Source: RefSeq, a predicted model, not a curated record
GGUAAAGGGAACGGCCGUGACCCGGAAGUGAUCUGUCAGCAGGAAGCUACAACUUCCGGGGAGGAGAGGCUAUACUUCUUGUCCUGUGGAUUGUGACUGUCGCUUCAGGAAGGACAUGUAAUGCCUGUCAGGAGUGAGCGACAGGAUCACGGCUACAAGACAAUGGUGGAGACAAACAGACUUCAGCUUCUCGCCACUAAUAAGAGAUCUGCCUAAGAGUCCUGGACUUGGACAUUGUACAUUAGAGCUUAAUACUGUGUAUGGAACUGCAAAUGGAACGACGGGUUUGUCUCCUUUCCCUGUCCCUCUUCCUCCUUGUCUGCUGCAGCCUGGCAGAUGGGCUUGCCAACAACCAAAGCUUACCAAAUGGCACUCACCAGCUCAUCCUGCACAAUGCUUCCUUCAAUACCCAGCUGCAUAUCUCUGCCAACUUUCCUUCACACCGGGACCAGAUUGCAAAGGAGGGAAGCAGCACAGUGAUAGAAUGCCACCUGAAUGCCAGUCAAAAUGGGGACGUGGUGUGGUUUAAUUCCAAAGGUCAUCCACUGGGCGAGGUGGAAGGAGGUAAGCUUGGUAUCUCAGGAGGAAAAUGGUUGAUCUCUUCUAGUGGAGCCCUCAACAUCACCAGCGUUACAUUCGCUGACCGAGGGAGGUACACAUGUAUGUGUCCAGUUGGGAACACCACUUCCUAUUAUACCGUCACCCUUCGUGUGACUUAUACAUCUGGAGACAUGGGCAUUUAUUACAUGAUCGUCUGCCUGGUGACCUUCACCAUCACACUCAUCCUGAAUAUCACUCGGCUCUGCAUGAUGAGCAGCCACCUCCGAAAGACUGAGAAGGCCAUCAAUGAGUUCUUCCGUACAGAAGGUGCUGAGAAGCUUCAGAAAGCUUUCGAGAUAGCAAAACGGAUCCCUAUCAUUACUUCAGCUAAAACCCUGGAGCUGGCCAAGGUGACCCAGUUUAAGACCAUGGAGUUUGCACGUUACAUAGAAGAGCUGGCCAGAAGUAUUCCCCUUCCUCCGCUCAUCUUCAACUGCAGAGCAUUUAUGGAAGAAAUGUUCGAGGCCGUAAGGCUGGAUGACCCAGACCACAUUGAAAAAGAUCACGUGGGUGGGAUCUACACCAUUAGUCCAGGUAUGAACCGGAGUGGAUCUCCCACCGCGGACUCUGAAAACAGCUCUGUCCAAGGACAGGAGAUUGCCGUCAAUGUGUCUGUCCAUCCUCAGUGCGAGACUCAAAGCAUUAAUACCAACCAUUCUCAGGAGUGUGUUCAGUCAGCCUGCCUGGAGGAGGUUAUUACUGUUGUGGAUCAGGACACACCGCCCGAAGCCACAGAGUGACCACCUCAUCUCCGUUGGGAACCCUCAAACUUGUUACAGACAGUAUAAAAAAACCUCAUUCUUUCAGUGAUUCAGGGGCUGUACCAAACCACAUUGUUACAGAUUUUAUUAUAGUGGAGCAUCCCUACUGGCAGCAUCGAUUCUUGCUUCUUAAAUCAUUCUUGACCAGUACAUUAGAUUUCUAGUUGUGUGUUGUUUUUUUUCAGUGGUUUGUAUGACAAGAUAUAUAUAUAUAUAUAUAUAUAUAUAUAUAUAUAUAUAUAUAUAUAUAUAUAUAA